Contarinia nasturtii (swede midge) is the source of this 5127-nucleotide messenger RNA. Its product is annotated as synaptic vesicle glycoprotein 2C-like. Gene Ontology annotation, molecular function: transmembrane transporter activity. Lineage: Eukaryota; Metazoa; Arthropoda; Insecta; Diptera; Cecidomyiidae. Gene Ontology annotation, cellular component: membrane. The record is from RefSeq and is a predicted model, not a curated record. The transcript has 15 exons. Gene Ontology annotation, biological process: transmembrane transport. The coding region runs from base 819 to 2384 and encodes 521 amino acids.
UGAGAAAGCAACAGCUCCGUUGAUGAAUCCCUGUAAAAACGAGUCACAUUUCAUUUUUGUCGCUAUUUGACGGAAGUAUCAGUUACGUAAUAAAGAAAACGUCUGUUGAAAACCAAAAUUGAUAAAAACAAACAAUUCAGGCAUGGAAGUGUAUUAUGUUCGUUUUUUAUGCGGUAAAAGACGCUUUAUCCAAUAAAAAAGAAAGGAAGAAUUUCAGAAAAUUGACUAGUUGAUUGACGAAACGAAACAAUUUGAAAACAAUUAUCAAAAGUUUACUUUUUUUUUUUAAAUUAAUGUGUGUACUUCGUGAGGAUAUUUUUUAUUCCCAAAUCCAUGUGCGAAAAAAAGCAAAAAGUUAAACUUAAAUUGAGUCAUUCGAUUGGAUUACUAUUACAAAAGAAGAAAUCACAGGUUUCAUCGCUCGAAACAUUUUUCAAACGUCAACAAUUGGUUGAAGCUGUGUAGACUUCCAAUUAACUAUAAGCAAUAGAAUACGCUCAGUAUCAAAUCCAGCGCUUUAUAUAUUCAACUCAACGAAAUAUAUAGGAUAUUUUCCACUUUUUUGUUUUUUUUUUUCUUCGUUUUUUCAUUUUCUUCUUUGGUGCGUAAUAAUUCCAAGUCAGAAUCCAAAACUGUCUUCGUCGAGUGGAGAACCUGACAAUAUUAGUGAUAUACUGGAUUCGCAAAAUAAUAAUCAACACUCCAGUUUAGAGCUGAACAUAUUAAACGCGAUUGAUGAUCACGGACAGAGAACAUCUCUUGAACCGAUUUUUACACCGUCCGAAGCACAAAGUCAGCGACCUUCAUCAACUUGCACCAUGGGUCUUGAUUUUAUGGACAAUUCUGGUGUACGAGUGGAUUACGAGAAUGCGCUCAUUAAUGCCGGCUUCGGGAAAUUUCACAUUUAUUUGCUCAUCAUUUGCGGUAUGAUCUAUAUGAAUACGGCAAUUGGUAUAACAAUUAUAUCAUUUGUUUUACCAUCGGCGACAUGCGACUUUAAAAUGUCAUCAAGCGACAAAGGCUUAUUGACUGCAGCUCCGAUGCUUGGAAUGCUUGUGGGCUCAUAUUUUUGGGGUUGCUUGGCAGAUACGAAAGGCAGAAAAACCGUAUUGAUUGCCACAUUACUUCUUGAUGGAUUUUGUGGCCUUUUAUCAUCUGUGUCAAUCUACUACUAUGUUUUUAUGCUUUUUCGAUUCUUCAAUGGUUUCGGUGUUGCUGGUGCAAUGGGCAUUUGUUUUCCUUACUUGGGCGAAUUUCAACCGACAAAAUACCGUGAGAAAAUAUUAUGCUGGAUGGAAAUGUUUUGGACCGUCGGUAUAAUUGCUUUACCGGCAAUCGCAUGGUUGAUAAUACCAUUAUCUGUUGAAAUUGAACAUGGCUGGUUCAAGUUUCACAGUUGGAAUUUAUUCGUUGCAAUUUGUGCCAUUCCAAGUUUGCUGUUGGGAUGUUUGUUAUUCUUAUUCCCGGAAAGUCCAAAAUUUCUGAUCGAAUGUGGCGAAACAGAAGAAGCCCUCGAAGUCUUGAGGUAUAUGUAUCAACAGAAUACUGGCAAUGGUCAAACUGAAUAUCCGAUCAAAAGUCUAAAAGAGCGAGAAAGCAUUAGUACAAUAUCACGGCGAACAAGCAAAUCGGUGCGUACGCUCAGCAUGCGAAAGCCAAAAGAAGUAAAAAUGCUAGUGUCAGAAAUAUGGCAACAGACGAUGACAUUGUGUAGGCCACCCCAUUUACGAAAUACCGCUUUAACUUGUGCCAUUCAAUUUGGCUUAACCACAAGCUAUUAUACGCUAAUGAUAUGGUUUCCCGAGCUUUUUUAUCGGUUUGAAGAAUUUGAACAUCUACAUCCCGGUGAAUCGGCCUCAGUUUGUGAAGUUUCCUCAGUCAUGGUUAAACCACUGAAUGGAACGAUAGCCAAUGAACCAUGCAUUCCGAAGAUUCAAGAUGAAGUGUUUUAUCAUACAAUAAUCAUUGGAAUAAGUUGUAUACCGACCAGCUUAUGGUUGCCAUUAUGUGUUCAUCGAUUGGGUGCAAAAUUCUUUCUAGUGUUUAGUCUAGUGGUGGCUGGUACCGUAACAAUUGGAUUAUACUUUGUGCAUAAUCCAACUGAAAAUUUAAUAUUGUCUUGCAUAUUUGAGGCGCUAACGUCGCUCGGUAUUUCGACCGUCUAUUGCGUAAUGGUGGAUUUAUUUCCGACUAAUUUGAGAGUUAUGGCAGCAGCAUUAUCUUUAACUUUCGGCAGAGGUGGCGCAUUAAUAGGCAAUUUAAUAUUUGGAUCGUUAAUCGAUUUAAACUGUGUCAUACCAAUAGUAUUAUUUUCUGCAAUGUUAUUUAUUAGUGGCUUCUUAUGUUUGCUGUUGCCGAAUACCGGCGGUCAGGCACUGGAUUGAAAACCACUGUUACUGCAUUAGUAACACCACUGAAUGUUAGCUCUCGAUUUCGAUAAAAUAGCGGUAAGAACCAUGUGACACAACAAUUUGUUUCGUGUUGCGUGGCAAUGAAUCUCAAGACACUAGUUUAUUUUAUUAAUAACAAAUCACUGAUCUUAAAAAUGAUAGAGAAAAAAAUUUAUAUAUAUAUGUUUGUUUCGAUGUUAAUAUAUUGGUAGGUAGAUAAACAGAAUGUUCACACCAGCGUGAAAAUUAGCUAUAUAUUUUUUUUUUGUAAUAUUCGUUGUGGAAGAGAAUUUUAAGUUUUUAGACUUUAUCAAAUAAUAUAUUAUUUUGUUGACACGAUUCUAAGAGAUAAUUUUGGAAAAUGUGAUUCAAUCAUUCAAAGUUGUAAAUCAUAAUUCAAUGGAAAUGUUGAGUUCACAACUUCUAAAUGUCGAAUCUAUACUGAAUUUGUUUCCAUUCGAUUAUCGCUCGGAGGCAGGUGACAAAAUAUGCGAUGUUAACUGUUUAAAUGUAUAAGUUUCAUUUUGUUGUGCAGCACAUUAUUACACUUUGAUUUACCAAAAACCGAUCCAUAAUUUUCUUUUUCUAAAUUGGUGAAAGGUGUGAUUUGAACGAAUGCCAUUACAAAUUACUACACUGAUUUCAAUCUGUGGUAUUUAAAGUGCUUUAACAAGUAGUUGAUCGAUUUGCCUUUAAUGUCGAAAAUACAGUAAUAAAAAUAGAUUUAUUUUUUUUAGUUAGUAAUUAAAAUAAAAACAAACAAUUAUUUCACGUUUAUAGGAAUUUGCUGUGACUUUUAAAAUUAUUAUAAAAAAACUGCAAAUAUCAAAGAAAAUAUAUAUAAAAGAAUGAACAAGUACGAGCCAAAUAAGGCUGACCAUGACAAUUUAUAUUAUAAAAUGUUCAAGUUCAUGAGCCAAAAUUUUGGAAUGAUCUAUUCAUAUGGUUUGAAUGUCGAUUAUUUGCCGAAUUUUUUGGCCAUGAAAUGGAUCACAUAGUUUUAAUGUUGUUAAGAUUCACUUGUUUCAAUUUAAUAGAAAAUAAUUAUUUAACAAAAAAAAAACAUACUCACACAAAAAACCACAAGAUUUUAUAAAGAAUCGAAUUUUAUUUUGAUUUAAGAACAAGAAUAAUUAAUAGGAUGAAGUUUACAAUUCAUUCAAUUGACUUGAAACAAAAUCAAAAGAGAACAAAAAAAUGCAAACUCGUUUUUAUAUAUUUACAUAUCUUGUAAUUGUAGUGUUGAAUUAAUCGAUAGGUACCUGCGUUGCGGAACACUCAAACAUGUAAGAGAUAGCGAAAAAAAUACACUGAAAAUUACUAUAUUAUGCACGUGUAUAUUGAACAAAAUCUGUGAAUUAGAGCAUGCCUUAAUAAAUAGUUUUUAAAGUUGAAAGAAAAAAAUGGACACUUCAAGCAGGCGCGGAGAAGCACCCGAAGAAAUGAAAACAAUCAAAUGAAAAAAUUGUUGAGAAUUAUGAAAAAAAAGGUGGAAAGAAAUGGAAUGAAAGAAUAACAUAAGCUCAAAAAUUAACUAGUUUGUUAUAAGUAUUAAUGAUUUGUAUCUUAAUGGCUUUAAUGAGAGUGCAAGACGAAACGUUAUUAAAAUUGCAAAUGACAUUGUUUAAAUGACAAAGAUCACGAUGUUCUUUAUUUUCCUUUAUUAUUAUUAUUUUUUUGUUGUGUUUUCAAUAUGCCUAAAUGUAUGAUAUGUAUAUGAUUUUUUUUUUUCGGUUCGAAAAAAAUUGAGCCAAAAAAUGUUUGAAUGAAAAAUGGGCCAAAAAUCAAACACAUCACCAAUCAAUAAAUGGUAAAUGAAUUAGUGUAAAGCAGAUGAUUCCGAUAUUGUAUUUGGCUUUGUUGUUGGUAAUAAAUCUGUCGUUGAGCUAACCAUGGCAUGUGAAUUAUGUGUGGUGGUUAGCAUGCACAUGCCGGGAUAUGUACCAAAUAAUGGAAAUGGUGCUAUCGAUGAUGGUCCCAUUGCUGUUACAUUUUGAAAACCAGUCGCAUAGAUUCCCUGCCGCUGUGCAAUUUUCAAUCGUGAUGUCAACUGUUUUUUCCAUUUGGUUCGACGAUUCUGAAACCAGGUUUUUAUUUGCACCUCUGUCAAAUUUAGCGUUUUCGAUAAUUCCAUGCGUUUGCUCACACUCAGAUAUUUAUCUUGUUUGAAUUCAUUUUCAAGUUUUUCCAACUGUUUUACACUGUACGCUUGUCGCGGUUUUCGAUCAAUGCCCGGCUUACGCGAUCGUUUUCCCAAUAGUUUUGGACCUAAUUGUAAACAUAAUAUAUGUAACAUAAUCAAAUGGAGUCGACGUUUUUUUUUUUCUAAGAAAAAAAAUAGUUUUUUUUUGAAUAAAUUUUCUCUUCUUUUCACUCAUAAAAUUGAAAGAGACACAAUUAGUUCAUUUUUAGAUAUUAUUUUGACUCUGCUAAGUGAACUAACCAAAUUAUUAUUACUAUAUAUAUGUUUUUCGCUCAAAUUUGUUGCAGUCAUGAUAAUUGGUUCAAACGCUACCGAACAAAUAAAAUUAACAUGCGUAGAAAUUAAGUGGAACCAAUUCGAUUGCUCGCACAAAAUACCAGAGAAAAGAGAGAAAUUUGAAUUAAGACAUCUUGAGUAUAUAGAUCACAAUACAAUUAACACGCGCUUCUUUCACGAAAAAAAGGAACUAUAUUAGAAUGAUGUUUAAGCUAGAGUCAAAUGUUUGUAUGUAAAUAAAAACAUUGCCAAGAUUGA